AACCUCCAGCACGUCACUCUUGGAACCAUAGUUUUUUUGGCGCUUGUUGCACCCGGACAGAUUAGGGAAACGAAUCAUGGACUGUGAUGUGGUAAAUAACAUGAAUGCCGCCACCAGAAGGACCAAAGAAGACAAGAAAGUGCUGAAAAAACAGCAGAAGGCCAGUCACACCUUACUGAAGCAUGAAGGCAUCAGUACAACAUCGCAGCCUACCAAGAGUUUGGUGGUCGCUAACGGAGGCCUGGGGAAUGGUGUCGGUCGUGAGGAUCUCUUUGCCGCCGUAAACCAGUUCGGAGACGUGGAAAGUCUGCUCAUGCCUCCUCAGAAGCCCUACGCCUUUGUCACAUACAGAUUUGAAGAUGGCGCUCGGAAAGCUCACGCCCAGCUUAACGGGAAGAAGCUACAGACUGGGGAGAACAGUGUCACUUUCUAUCUUAGUUAUGUUGACUCAGUAAAGCAUAGAGAGGAAACGUUGGUCGGUUUUCCUGAAGGAUUAACCCUGGUGGAGGAUUUUGUUUCUCUAGAGGAAGAGGCUCUGCUCCUCGCUGCUGUGGACUGGUCGAUGUCUAAUGAAGCACAGAAAGCUUUGAAGCACAGGAGAGUGAAGCAUUAUGGAUUUGAGUUUCGCUACGACAACAACAAUGUGGACAAGGACAAACCAUUACCUGCAGGUCUUCCUGACGAGUGUCUGCCUGUUUUGCAGCGAUGUUUGCAGGACGGACUCAUUAAUGUCCUGCCCGACCAGCUGACUGUUAACCAGUAUGAGUCCGGACAGGGUAUCCCCCCUCAUGUUGACACUCACUCCGCCUUUGAUGACACCAUCCUAUCACUCAGUCUUGGGGCACAGGCGGUGAUGGAGUUUCGCCACCCAGACGGCCGAGCUGUUCCCGUGGUGUUGCCUGAACGGAGCCUGAUGGUGAUGAAGGGGGAGAGCAGAUACCUCUGGACCCAUGGGAUUACCCCUCGGAAGUUUGACCUGGUGCCAGCUUGCGAGCCUGACGUCGGUUCCAACAGUGGUCUCACUUUGAGAAAGAGGGGCACCCGCACCUCCUUCACUUUCCGCAAAAUCAGAUACGAACCCUGCUGCUGUGCCUUCCCCUCUGCCUGCGACAGUCAGGAAGGAACCUCCCUCUAUCCGCCAUCUCCGCCCUCACUUCCCUGUUGCCAUGCUGACGCUACUCUUUUGGAGGAGGAGUACGUGCACCGGGUGUAUGAUGCCAUCGCCUCUCACUUCAGCCGGACUCGUCACACUCCGUGGCCCCAUGUUUGCCACUUCCUGUCCUCGCUCCCACCUGGAAGCGUGCUGGUCGACGUGGGCUGUGGAAACGGGAAGUACCUGGGAGUCAAUCCACAACUGAUCACGGUGGGAUGUGAUCGCAGCAGCGCUUUGGUCCAAAUCUGCGCAGAGAGGGGAUUCCAAGUGUUUGUAUCUGACGCUCUUAGCGUCCCCCUUCGAACGGCCUUGUGCGAUGCCUGCAUCUCUAUUGCUGUCAUACACCAUUUUUCCACAUUGGAGCGUCGGCUGGCAGCAGUGAGAGAGCUGGUGAGACUUCUAAAGCCUGGAGGUCAGGCGCUCAUCUAUGUUUGGGCUUAUGAACAAGAGUACAACAAGCAGAAGUCUAAGUACCUUAAAGACCACGACAAACAACAUAAUGGAGAGAAAAGUAAAGACACAACAGAGGAGAGCCAGGAGUCACAUGAAGAGCCGAGUGUCUUCACCACCAGCCUUGUAGCAAGAGACGUAAAGGACGCUAGCGAAAUGACUGAAGGCAGGCUUAGUGUUCACACUAACCGCACCGCCUUUAAUUCCCAGGACCUUUUGGUUCCUUGGCAUCUUAAAGGGAGGAAAACACAUGGGGAAGAAGAAUCAUCCGGCAGGUUCAGUUCCAGAGGGGAACCCAAUCCAGAUUUCGACUCUAGUAUGUCUUCUGACACCACACACAGCCCGGACUCUAAGCCCAGUCCUAGUGAUAACAUGUGUCAGAUUCCUGGUGGGAGUUCAGUGCCUGUCUUUCAUCGCUAUUACCACGUCUUCCAGCAGGGGGAGCUGGAGCAGCUCUGCACUCAGGUGACUGGUAUCAAAGUGCAGACCAGCUAUCAUGACCAGGGAAACUGGUGUGUUGUAUUACAGAAGGAGUAACAAGUGGUUUAAAGUAAUGUUUAUGCUCAUACACAAUUUUUAAAGGUGAAAUAAAUGUGAGGAUCUUA
This is a messenger RNA of Girardinichthys multiradiatus, 2208 nucleotides long. RefSeq names its product alkB homolog 8, tRNA methyltransferase (gene alkbh8). The record is from RefSeq and is a predicted model, not a curated record. Gene Ontology annotation, cellular component: nucleus; cytoplasm. The transcript is spliced from 12 exons. Gene Ontology annotation, molecular function: S-adenosylmethionine-dependent methyltransferase activity; tRNA binding. Lineage: Eukaryota; Metazoa; Chordata; Actinopteri; Cyprinodontiformes; Goodeidae. Gene Ontology annotation, biological process: tRNA wobble uridine modification. The coding region runs from base 77 to 2140 and encodes 687 amino acids.